GGGGUGGAAGGAGGCGGAGGAAGGCGUGGCGUGGUGACCCGGAAGCUGUCUCGCGCGCUGCACUCUGGGCCAUUUCUUCUUCCCAGGACACGUGGUGUGUCAGUCCCGUCGCAGAGUUCCGACGUUUCGCUUCCUCCUCCUCGACCUCUACUCGACUCAGUCGCCAUGGCAGAAGUCGUUGACCGGUUCAAGAACCGGUUACAGCAGCAGGAUCUGGAGAUCAGCCGUCUCUCGGCCGAGGUGUUGUCUCUGCGUGGGGCCGUGGUGGACGCCGGCGGCGCCUCCGGGUCGACCUGUGCUCCUCCUGGGGUGGAGCGUCUCCGCGAGGAGAACGGGAAGCUGCUGUACCGCCUCCGCCACCUCAAGCGGUGCCUGAGCGACGAGGUGAUGAAGCAACGGCCUCAGCCAAUCUCCUCCACCUCCUCCUCCACCUCCUCGUCCUCCGCCACCUCCUCCUCCACCUCCUCCUCGUCCCCGGCCACCGGCCCCCGCGGCGACCGCGAUGGUGGCGACGGUGCCGACGUGGACGGGGGGAUGGUGAACGUCGCCGCCCGGCUCUGCACUGCGUUUGCGAGCGCUGUGAGCGCCGCUUUCCCCGGCCUCGCCGUGCCGCCGGUAGCCAUCGCUCCCUCGAAGCCGCAGCAGCAGCAGCAGCAGCAGCAGCGGAUCGCCGAUUACCAGUGUAACAGCGCCAUGGCCAUCGCGCAGCUGCUGAAGGCUAAAGGUCAGAAGGUCAGCCCCAAGGACGUGGGGGCGGCCAUCGUGAGCCACCUCCCGGCCAGCGACCUCGUGGAGCACGUGGAGGUCGUGGGGCCAGGCUUCAUCAACGUGUACCUAGACACGGCGUUUCUGGCACGCCAGCUCACUCGCCUCCUCCUUCACGGAGUCAGCCCCCCCAACACAGGAGCCCGUAAGAAGGUCGUCAUUGACUUCUCGUCCCCGAACGUUGCCAAGGAGAUGCACGUGGGUCACCUCCGCUCCACCAUCAUCGGGGACAGCACCAGCCGCCUAUACGAGUUCCUGGGGCACGAAGUGCUGCGGCUGAACCACAUUGGCGAUUGGGGCACCCAGUUUGGGAUGCUGAUUGCUCACCUGGUGGACCGCUUCCCCAACUACACGGAGCAACCUCCACCCAUAGCUGACCUGCAGGCAUUCUAUAAGGAGUCGAAGCUGCGCUUUGACGAGGACCCGUCGUUCCGGAGCCGGGCCUACGAGUACGUCGUGCGGCUGCAGAGCAAGGAAGAGGCCAUCCUGCGGGGCUGGAGCCUCAUCUGUGACAUCUCACGACGAGAGUUCCAGAAGAUCUACGACUCUCUGGGCGUGCGACUUGAGGAACGGGGGGAGUCGUUCUACCAGAGCCUCAUGCAGGACGUGGUGGAGGAGCUCAAACAGAAAGGGCUGCUGCAGGAGGACGAGGGCCGCCUGGUGCUGUUUGCGCCGGGCUGCGCCGUGCCCCUCACCGUGGUCAAGUCGGACGGCGGCUUCACCUACGACACGUCAGACCUGGCCGCACUGAGACACCGCAUCCACACGGAGCGUGCCGACGUCAUCAUCUACGUCACUGAUAGUGGGCAGGCUUCCCACUUUGAGGCGGUGUUCUCUGCUGCCCGCCUGGCUGGCUGGUACCAGGAGGGGGGAGGGGUGCGCGUGGUGCACACCCCGUUCGGGGUCGUGCUCGGGGAGGACAGGAAGAAGUUCAAGACGCGCUCCGGCGAGACGGUUCGCUUGGCCGAGCUGCUGGACGAGGGCCUCCGUAGGGCCGGAGACAAACUACAGGAGAAGGGCAGACACCAGGUGCUGACGCCGGAGGAGCUGGAGGCUGCCCGGCGUGCGGUGGCGUUUGGCUGCAUCAAGUACGCCGACCUGGCCCACAGCCGCACCAACGACUACGUCUUCUCAUUCGCCAAGAUGCUGGAUGACCGCGGCAACACCGCCGUGUACCUGCUCUACGCGUACACUCGCAUACGCUCGAUAGCGCGAGUGGCUCACGUGGACCCGGCUCAGCUGCGCUCCGAGGCUCGCAGAGUUGGCGGCGUGGCUCUGGGCCACGCCAGCGAGCGCCGGCUGGCCCGUGCCAUCCUGCGCCUGCCCGAGGUGCUGGCCCGGACGGCGGACGACCUGCAGCUGCACACGCUGUGCGACUUCCUGUACGAGCUCGCAGGCACCUUCACCGACUUCUACGACGCCUGCUACUGCGUGGAGAAGGACCGCAGCACCGGUGAGGUGGUGAAGGUGAACAUGAGCCGCCUGCUGCUGUGUGAGGCCACCGCCAUGGUGAUGGAGACUUGCUUCCACAUCCUGGGACUCACGCCCGUGCAGCGCAUGUGACCCUUACUACAACGCCGAACACCGCGACCAAUCAGAGACACCGUUACUACAACCCCGAACACCGCGACCAAUCAGAGACACCGUUACUACAACCCCGAACACCGCGACCAACCAGAGACACCGUUACUACAACCCCGAACACCGCGACCAACCAGAGACACCGUUACUACAACCCCGAACACCGCGACCAAUCAGAGACACCGUUACUACAACCCCGAACACCGCGACCAAUCAGAGACACCGUUACUACAACCCCGAACACCGCGACCAACCAGAGACACCGUAACUACAACCCCGAACAACGCGACCAACCAGAGACACCGUUACUACAACGCCGAACACCGCGACCAACCAGAGACACCGUUACUACAACCCCGAACACCGCGACCAACCAGAGACACCGUUACUACAACCCCGAACACCGCGACCAACCAGAGAUACCGUUACUACAACCCCGAACACCGCUGCCAACCAGAGACACCGUUACUACAACCCCGAACACCGUGACCAAUCAGACACCGUUACUACAACCCCGAACACCGCGACCAACCAGGGACCCCGUUACUACAACCCCGAACACCGCGACCAAUUAGAGACCCUGUUACUACAACCCCGAACACCGCGACCAAUUAGAGACCCCGUUACUACAACGCUGAACACCGCGACCAAUCAGAAACACCGUUACUACAACCCCGAACACCGCGGCCAACCAGAGACACCGUUACUACAACCCCGAACACCGCGACCAACCAGAGACACCGUUACUACAACCUCGAACACCGCGACCAACCAGAGACACCGUUACUACAACCCCGAACACCGCGACCAAUCAGAGACACCGUUACUACAACCCCGAACACCGCGACCAACCAGGGACCCCGUUACUACAACUCCGAACACCGCGACCAAUUAGAGACCCCGUUACUUCAACCCCGAACACCGCGGCCAACCAGAGACACCGUUACUACAACCCCGAACACCGCGACCAAUCAGAGACCCCGUUACUACAACCCCGAACACCGCGGCCAACCAGAGACACCGUUACUACAACCCCGAACACCGCGACCAACCAGGGACCCCGUUACUACAACCCUGAACACCGCGACCAAUUAGAGACCCCGUUACUACAACCCCGAACACCGCGACCAACCAGAGACCCCGUUACUACAACCCCGAACACCG
Molecule: messenger RNA, 3510 nt
Organism: Petromyzon marinus (sea lamprey)
Lineage: Eukaryota; Metazoa; Chordata; Hyperoartia; Petromyzontiformes; Petromyzontidae
Source: RefSeq, a predicted model, not a curated record